Molecule: messenger RNA, 1191 nt
Organism: Spinacia oleracea (spinach)
Lineage: Eukaryota; Viridiplantae; Streptophyta; Magnoliopsida; Caryophyllales; Amaranthaceae
Product: protein FAR1-RELATED SEQUENCE 5-like
Exons: 7
Coding region: 1-1191 (396 amino acids)
Source: RefSeq, a predicted model, not a curated record
AUGUCAGAAUGUGGUCUAAGACCAAUGGAGUCUUAUAGGUAUAUGUCAACAGAAACUGGCGGAGACGACUGUGUUGGUCAUACGAUGAUUGAUCAUCUAAACUACUGCUACAAGUUAAAAAUGAAGCAAAUUGAUGGCAAGGAUUCACAAACACUAGUGAACAAACUGUAUGACAUACAAUCAAUAGAUCCCGAGUUCUUUUUCAGAGUAAGACUCAAUGCUGAAGAAAAAGUUGAGUGCCUAUUUUGGAGGGAUUCUAUGAUGAGAGAAGAUUACAAAAUAUAUGGAGAUGUUCUAGUUUUUGAUACUAUAUUCAGAACCAAUAAGUACAAUCUCAUAUGUGCUCCAUUUGUUGGCUAUGGGAGGAAAGCACCCUAUAUCAAUUUCACUGAUCAAGAUGCAGCUAUUGCUGCUGGAAUAGAACAGGUUUUUCCUUCUUCAAGACACAGGUUAUGCUUGUGGCACUUGAGUAAAAAUGCAAACAGUAGGUUUGGUUUAUUGAAGUCUGAUAAAAAGUUCAAAAACGCAUUCUACAAGUGUUUAAGUGGGUGUAUAACACCAAAUGAUUUUGAAGAAACUUGGAAAUCUAUGAUCAACACUUUUAAGCUGGAAAAAGAUGACUGGUUCAACAGAUUGUAUGGUCUUAAAGAAAAAUGGUGUACAGCUUUAAGUAAAGAUUUUUUUUUUCUGUCGGCAGCAAAUGUAUACACGAUAACACUUUUCCGUGAUUUUGAAGAAGAGUUCAAGCUUUCUGUGGCAAGUAGUACAAUGUUCAAGGGAAGUGUUGGAAGAACAGUGUUUUUUGAAGUGUGGAUAGAAGGAAUAACAGGAUUAAGGCAAGAAGUUCAAAACAAAAUGGAAGAUUCAACCGUCACUUGCACAUGCAAAAACUUUGAAGAAUCUGGAUGGUUAUACUAUAACUUAAUUUUGAAAGGGCAUAAGAUAGCAAAGGCCAGAAAAUUUAUCGAGGAGAAGUUUAAAACGGAUAAUAAAGCAGUUGAUGAAAUCAUAAAAAAGGAAGAAGAAAGGAAGGCAAAAGAAGAAGCUGCAAAGAUAGCAGAACAAGAAAAGGCAAAAGCUGAAGCACAACGACAAACACAAGACGAAGAAUCAACUAAUUCUGAAAUAACAAUUGUGCUUGAUCCUGAUCGUGCUAAUACUAAAGGAAAGAUUACUAUUUUGACAAUAUAG